Molecule: messenger RNA, 1104 nt
Organism: Ceratotherium simum simum (southern white rhinoceros)
Lineage: Eukaryota; Metazoa; Chordata; Mammalia; Perissodactyla; Rhinocerotidae
Source: RefSeq, a predicted model, not a curated record
AUGCUACUGCUGCUGCUGCUGCUGGCCCUGCUGUGGUGGAGGGAUGGGGCCGAGGGAUGGAGGGAGCCGGAGGAGGAUGACAAACAGAAUUAUCCACUGCAAAUGCAGGACUCAGCGACGGUGCAGGAGGGCCUGUGUGUGUUUGUGCCCUGCUCCUUCUCCUACCCUAAGAGUGGCCGGGCUUAUGUUAACUCAGCUCACGGCUACUGGUACCAGGAAGGGGCAAAACCACACCAGGAUGCUCCUGUGGCCACAAACAACCCAGAUCAUAAAGUACAGGAGGAGACCCGGGGCCGAUUCCGCCUCCUUGGGGACCCCUGGACCAAUGACUGCUCCCUGGACAUCAGAGAUGCCAGGAGGACAGAUGAUGGAAAAUACUUUUUUCGAGUGGAGAAAGGAAGUGUGAAAUAUUCUUAUACAAGUAACCAGCUCUCUGUGCAUGUGACGGCCCUGAACCAUACACCGAACAUCCUCAUCCCACAGACCCUGGAGUCUGGCCGCCCCAGGAACCUGACCUGCUCUGUUCCCUGGGCCUGUGAGCAGGGCACGCCCCCCAUCUUCUCCUGGAUGUCGGCUGCCCUCACCUCCCUGGGCCCCAGGACCAACCUCUCCUCGGUGCUCACCCUCACCCCACGGCCCCAGGACCAUGGCACCAACCUCACCUGUCAGGUGAAGUUCCCCACAACUGGUCUAACUGUGGAAAGGACCAUCCAGCUCAACGUCAGCUACUCUCCACAGAGCCUGACCGUCACUGUCUUCCCAGGAAACAGCACAGGAAAAGCGUGUCCUUUAUCAGGAGUGGCGCUGGGUGCAGUCUGGGGAGCAGGUGUUAAGACUCUACUCUUUCUGUCCUUCUGCAUCAUCGUCAUCAUAGUGAGGUCCCGCAGGAAGAAAGCAGCAAGGCCAGCGGUGGGCAUGGAGGACACAAGCAUGGAGGGUGCAAAUGCAGUCACAAGGUAAGUCUCUCAGGGUCCCCUGAUUGAAUCCCAGGAGAGCAGCUUCCCAGACCACCCUCCCCCAGAUGUGGCUGCCCCCUGCUCAGGGGAGGAAGAACAGCUCCAUUAUACAUCCCUCAGCUUUCAUGGGAUGAAGCCUCGGGAUCCA